AUGGCUACAAAGGCAGCACAUAAACGACUCACAAGGGAAUAUCAAAAUAUUCAGAAGAACCCUCCUCCUUAUAUCGUGGCACACCCUUCAGAGACCAACAUAUUAGAAUGGCAUUAUAUCCUCACCGGUCCACCGAAAACCCCUUACGAGAAUGGACAAUACUGGGGUACCUUGAUUUUCCCUCCUGAAUACCCAUUUGCACCGCCCGCUAUUCGCAUGCACACACCCAGCGGCAGAUUCCAACCAUCUACGAGAUUAUGUCUCAGCAUCAGCGAUUUCCAUCCCAAGUCUUUCAAUCCAGCAUGGGAGGUGUCAACUAUCCUUAUUGGUUUAUUAAGUUUUAUGACCAGCGAAGAAAUGACGACCGGUAGCGUCAGUGCAUCGGACAGCGAACGCAGACUAUUUGCCGCACGGUCACGAUGGUGGAACUCUACAGGUGGAGGAUCUCAGAAAAACCUUCCUGCAGGCGUUACAGCUUCUAGCAAGGGAAUUAAUAAUAUCAAGGCUGGUGAUGGCGGUUUGAAGUUCCGGACCGAAUGGCCGGAGUUGGAUCAGGAGAACUGGAAGUGGAUAAAAGACAACCGCAUCGAUGCCGCGACGGGACAUAUCAUUCCAGACCCAAAUGCGCUGACAUUGAACAACUGUUCGCCUGAAACCUCGGCUCUUCGUCGACGUCCUGCUGGAAGUGGUCCGCGACUGGGCGCCGUGAUGGAAGGCGGACACGUGGCUAGAGAGGCAGGUCAAGGUUGGGUUCGACGACACAAAUUCUGGGUUGGGCUGGCUGUGGUGUUUGGAUAUGCCCUCAUAUCGAGGCUAUACCACGAUAUACAGGGUUCUUAA
Molecule: messenger RNA, 840 nt
Organism: Talaromyces marneffei
Lineage: Eukaryota; Fungi; Ascomycota; Eurotiomycetes; Eurotiales; Trichocomaceae
Exons: 3
Coding region: 1-840 (279 amino acids)
Source: RefSeq, a predicted model, not a curated record